GCCGGGAGGCGCGGAGAGCGCGAGGCCUGCGUGGCCCGCCCAAGCCGCCUCCCCCCCUCCGGCUUCUUGAGAGGCCGCCGCGGCCGGCGGGACGGUGGGCUUGGGCUACUACUAGGCCGCGCCUGGCUUUGCUCCAGGGGUCCCGGCGAGGAGGAGUGGCGGCGGCGGCCAUGGCGGCGGCGGAGACCAAGAUCAUCUACCACCUGGACGACCAGGAGACGCCGUACCUGGUGAAGCUGCCCAUCCCGGCCGAGCGGGUGACGCUGGGCGACUUCAAGGCGCUGCUCAACCGGCCCAACUACAAGUUCUACUUCAAGUCUAUGGACGAUGAUUUCGGCGUUGUGAAGGAAGAAAUCUCAGACGACAAUGCAAAGCUUCCCUGUUUCAACGGCCGCGUGGUGUCUUGGCUGGUGUCUGCUGAGGGGUCUCAUUCGGACGCUGGGUCUGUCUGCGCUGACAAUCAGCCGGAGCUGCCGCCCUCCAUUGAGCGUACUGGAGGGAUAGGAGACUCCAGGCCUCCUUCUUUUCACCCCAAUACUGGAGGAAGUCGAGAGAACCUGGAUAAUGAGACGGAGACUGACUCAGUGGUAUCGAUACAGAGGGAAAGGCCGCGCAGGAAAGAUGGACCUGAACAUGCCCCCAGGGUGAACGGGACAGCCAAGGCGGAACGGCGGCGGGAACUAGGGGGCUAUGAAAGCUCCUCCACCCUCAUGAGCAGUGAACUCGAAACUACCAGCUUCUUUGACUCAGAUGAAGAUGAUUCUACAAGCAGGUUCAGCAGCUCAACAGAGCAGAGUAGCGCCUCCCGGCUGAUGAGAAGGCACAAGCGACGCCGGCGGAAGCAGAAAGUACCACGCAUUGAACGGUCCUCCUCCUUCAGCAGCAUCACAGAUUCUACCAUGUCGUUGAACAUUAUCACCGUUACCCUCAACAUGGAGAAGUACAACUUCCUGGGCAUCUCCAUCGUCGGGCAGAGCAACGAGCGUGGUGACGGCGGCAUCUACAUUGGCUCCAUCAUGAAGGGAGGAGCUGUGGCAGCCGAUGGAAGAAUUGAACCCGGAGACAUGCUGCUGCAGGUGAAUGAUAUCAAUUUUGAAAACAUGAGCAACGACGACGCUGUGCGAGUGCUGAGGGAGAUUGUGCACAAGCCAGGGCCCAUCACUCUGACUGUUGCCAAGUGCUGGGAUCCCAGCCCCAGAGGCUGCUUCUCGCUACCCAGGAUUGCUCCCCAGCGGAUCUGGGCUGGGCCAGACUCUCCAUGCUCCGAUCCGGGUGAGCCCAUCAGGCCCAUUGACCCAGCAGCCUGGGUUUCCCACACCGCAGCGAUGACCGGCACCUACCCAGCGUACGGUAUGAGCCCAUCCAUGAGCACAAUCACUUCCACCAGCUCCUCCAUCACCAGCUCCAUCCCAGAAACCGAACGUCUCGAUGACUUUCACCUGUCCAUCCACAGCGACAUGGCCACGAUUGUCAAAGCCAUGGCUUCGCCAGAGUCGGGCUUGGAGGUGCGCGACCGCAUGUGGCUGAAGAUCACCAUCCCCAAUGCCUUCAUUGGAUCCGAUGUGGUAGAUUGGCUCUACCACCAUGUAGAAGGUUUCACAGACAGGCGAGAAUCCCGCAAGUAUGCCAGCAACCUCCUGAAGGCUGGUUACAUCCGACACACUGUCAACAAGAUCACGUUCUCGGAGCAGUGCUACUACAUCUUCGGCGACCUCUGCGGCAACAUGGCCAGCCUGUCCUUGCAUGACCAUGACGGGUCCAGCGGCGCCUCCGAUCAGGACACCUUGGCUCCUUUGCCUCACCCAGGAGCUGCCCCAUGGCCCAUGGCCUUCCCCUACCAGUACCCGCCACCCCAUCCAUAUAACCCCCACCCUGGAUUCCCUGACCCAGGCUACAGCUAUGGAGGCGGAAGCGCGGGCAGCCAGCACAGCGAAGGAAGCAGGAGCAGCGGCUCCAACCGCAGCGGCAGCGAGAGGAGGAAGGAGCGAGAGCCCAAGGCCGGGGAGUCCAAGUCGGGCGGCAGCGGCAGCGAGUCGGACCACACCAGCCGCAGCAGCAUGCGGAGGGAGCGAGCGGCCAGCGAGCGCUCGGUGCCGGCCAGCCAGCGCAGCCACCACUCGAUGGCUCACAGCAUCCGCAGCCACCACAGCCAGCAGUCCUACGGGCCUCCCGGCCUGCCGCCUCUCUACAGCCCUCCCAUGCUGCUGAUGCCUCCGCCGCCUUCCGCCCUGGGACCCCCGGGGGCUCCCCCUGGCCGAGACCUGGCCUCUGUGCCCCCUGAACUGACGGCCAGUAGACAGUCAUUCCGAAUGGCCAUGGGCAACCCCACCAAGAAUUACGGGGUGUUUGACUUCCUCUGAGCUGGCCGCCCGUGCUGGGGAGAGCCGCAGCGUGCUGUGGUGGUUUGGCUCCCCCACAACCGAGGAAGAUGCAGAGCCCUGCAGGCAGGCAGGCUCUUGGCCAUGUGGGGGCUGAAGAUGGCUUCUUUCCAUACUGGUAGAAGGUGCCCCACCUUAUCCAUAACCCCAGGAAGGGAGCAGGGCUCAGAUCCAGCUGUGCCUUCAGUCUUCCAUCUGAUAAGAUGUAGCAGCUUGGUGGCCAUUGGCAUGAGGUUGAGAGGAGAGCUCUUGCCUUGCAAGGCAGGUGAGAGUUCCCCUUGAGAGCUUCUCAGAUGGUGAUAAGAGCCGGAAGCCGCCGAGGAGGCUCACACUCUUCCUUGA
Molecule: messenger RNA, 2720 nt
Organism: Lacerta agilis (Sand lizard)
Lineage: Eukaryota; Metazoa; Chordata; Lepidosauria; Squamata; Lacertidae
Gene: DVL3
Product: dishevelled segment polarity protein 3
Exons: 17
Coding region: 171-2360 (729 amino acids)
Biological process (GO): canonical Wnt signaling pathway; intracellular signal transduction
Cellular component (GO): cytosol
Molecular function (GO): frizzled binding
Source: RefSeq, a predicted model, not a curated record